Messenger RNA from Lathyrus oleraceus (garden pea), 849 nucleotides. RefSeq lists its product as uncharacterized. Lineage: Eukaryota; Viridiplantae; Streptophyta; Magnoliopsida; Fabales; Fabaceae. The transcript has a single exon. Bases 1 to 849 code for a protein of 282 amino acids. The record is from RefSeq and is a predicted model, not a curated record.
AUGAUCUAUAUCACUCCAUCAUGCAUUAUCAUUCAUCAUGACAAAUCUUUUUUCAUAUGCAUUUCUUUUCCAAGAAUCCAAGAGACCAGUUUGUUGACUAAGCGUCUGAGACGAAGCAUAACAUCCGAGAGAAAGAUCACUCAUAGUUACAAGUUUGUGGAGCCUCAUUUGAUUGUGUUGAAAGGAUUAGGGGCACAUCUAGUUCUCGGAAACAAAGAUGAAUUCAAGAAGUCUUAUGGCAAUCUCCUAGGAAUCUUGAACAAUGAAGUCAAUACCACUGUUGUGAACACUCUGGUGCAAUUCUAUGACUCUCCAUUGAGAUGCUUUACGUUCCAAUAUUAUCAGUUGGCACCCACAUUGGAAGAGUAUUCACAUAUUCUAGGUAUUGGGAUCAAGAACCGAGUGCCUUAUGUCUGCACUAAGGAACUCCCCAAGUACCAAGUCCUUGCUAAGGCCCUCCACAUAGGGAAGAAGGAAGUGGAGUUGAACCUGAAACCCAAGGGUGGAAUUAAUGGCUUCACCUCAAUUUUUCUCGUGGAUAAAGCUACUACCUUUGCUGAAGCUGAGAUUUUGAUGGCUUUCAAAGCCAUUCGAGCUCUACUAAUCAAUGGGAUCGUACUAUUUUCGAACAUGGAAGAAUUUAUGGAUCUGGCUGCUAUUCACAUCUCUUUGACUCAGAAUCCCAUUCCUACUCUUCCCUCUAAUACUUACUACUCCAUCCACGUGAGGACUCAAAAAAAGAAGGGAACCAUCGUCUGUUGUACCCCUUUGUUGUAUAGAUGGUUUAUUUCGCAUCUACCCAACAAAGGUCCUUUUAUUGAAAGCAAAGACAAUUUGAAGUGGUCCUAG